UGUAAUUCGAUUCGAUUGGCGGCAUAACACUCCAAGAGCAGACAUACGUAAAAAGGUUCCUAUAAUGUUAAUCAAAACAAAAACACACUAAAAACUAAAACCAAAACUUAAAACCAAAAUCGAAGCUUCAGUGCAAAACUGGCUAAAGAAGGACGAGUAUCGAGGCUGUAUUCGAUAUUGACUAAACAUAAAUUCUAUUUCGAAGCGGACAAUUUUACAAUUGUAGUUUAUAAAGCCUAAAAACAAGAGAAAACAAGCAGUUUGUAUGCCAUUUUAGUUUGCAAAAUUGUCUGAGGGGCAAAAACAAAUGUAUCUAGAACGACGAGUAUCUUGUAUCUGUGUUGCCUGCGGGAAUGCAAAUCUAUUUUGGUGAACAAUAAAGAGCAAACGAAGACGAGUUGAGUUGCCUUUUCAUUGUUUCGCGACGCUCCCUGGAGAUGCGAGUGCGGGCCACCGAUCCGCGUCCCUGCCCCAAGUGCGGCAAGAUCUACCGCUCCGCCCACACGCUGCGCACCCAUCUGGAGGACAAGCACACCGUGUGUCCCGGCUACCGAUGCGUCCUGUGCGGCACGGUGGCCAAGUCGCGCAACUCCUUGCACUCGCACAUGUCGCGCCAGCACCGCGGCAUCUCCACCAAGGACCUGCCCGUCCUGCCCAUGCCCAGCGCCUUCGAUCCGGACCUGGCCUCGCGCCUCCUGGCCAAGGCGGGCGUGAAGAUCUCCCCGGCGGAGCUGAGGGCCCGUGCCUCGCCCACCGGCGGUAGCGGUGGCAGCAGCGGCGGUGGCGCCGGCGGCGGCGGAGUAGGAAGUGGCCAGGCCAAGUUGGACCUGAGCAACGCCAGCGGCGGACCACUGGACGAUGCCGAGGACUCCGACGAGGAUCCCGAGGAUCUGACCACGGGCAACGGCCUCUAUGGCAUGGGCGGCAGCAGCAGCGACCUGAGCCGCUACCACGAGAGCCUGCUGAGCAACUUCGGGCACGCCCGGAUGCGGAACGAGGCGGCCGCCGCGGCGGCCACCGCUGCCGCCCUGGGCCAGCCCAAGGAUCUGGGCGUGCAGAUGCCCAACAGCAAUGCCGCCGGCCAGUCCCUCCUGGACACCUAUCUGCAGUUCAUCACGGAGAACACAUUCGGAAUGGGAAUGUCCCAGGAACAGGCAGCUGCAGCCGCACUGCGCGCCAAGAUGGCCCAACUGAAUGCGAUGGGUCACAGUCUGGACAGUUUGCCGCCGGGACUGAUGCCCGGCCAGUUCGAUCUGAGCAAGCUGGCCGCCGGCAAUCCCGCCUUUGGACAGAGCGGACCCGGCCUGACCAUUGAGCCCAUACUGCGGCACGAUCAGGCGUCGGGCAGCCUCUCGCCAAACGCCCACCGACCGCUGGCCCUCAACUCGGGCGGCCGGAUGCUGGGCCACGAGGAGUUAGCGGACCACGAGGGCGACUUGAGGCGGGACGGAUCGGAGCCCAUGGACCUGGGCCUGGACAUCAACCAGUCGGGCAGCAACCAUGAGGUGGCCAACUCCGAUGCCGAGGAGAACUACUCGGAGGACGAGGGAGUGCACAACACAUAGGAGCAGCCAGAGAUUCCAGCAAAGGAUCAGCACGAAUAUAAACGUGAACAGAUGUAUACCGAUUACCCAUGGAACAUAUGUAACGAGUAGCCUUAUCCUCAUGUAUACCAGUUUAUGUGUACGAUACGAUACAAUACGAUAGUGAAACCUAGGACUAAAAUCAUAUUUGUGCCGCUGCCAGAGCUGGCCUAGUAGAAAUCGAUGUUGUGCUUUUUAAACCUACCUAUACCUACUACCUAUACGGAUAUAUAGAUAUAUAUAUAUAUAUAUAUACCCCUUUACACAUAUAUAUUUACAUACACAAGUACCUGCUGUGUAUACAAGUCGAUGAAGAUGAAUGACAAACCCAUCCCGCAUGAACAAACCUAAAGUGUAAUAAUGGUAGUCUAGAGUCGUAAGAUAGAUUUCACAUUGAAAGAAGAAGCCUGUAAAUACAUGAAAAUAUUCACGUUAGACCAGAAGAGCAGAGCAGCCAGCCCCCAAACGAUCCGUCGCAUUUAACACUUACGUAUGUUAGUAUUGUACCAGACGCCAGCAGUUAAUUCAGAUGUGCCAUGCAUGCCACAGCCUUCCAGUUCCAAGUGUCGGCCAGUCGGUCCCUUGGUGGCUCACAGUGCUUACCAUAUCUCAGGAACGGGCCGAACAACUCAACCGAACUACCUCAGCCAGCGAUAGAGUUGAGCCCCCCAAAACGAACUUCAAACUUCCAUGAGUUGUGAAUGAUCCUGUACGCUGUACACUGUACUCUCCGUCUCCAGGAAUCUUGCCAAUUGUCAACAGCAGAGAUCUGCCCGUAGUUUUAGAAGCCCCAACCCCAAAUGGGGGAUCAGCAUACAAGAAAUUGAUUAUUUAUACAACCAACACACAUACACACACAUACGGUAUACAGUGCACACUCGGUAUACGUAUAUAGACCUAAAGAUAAAACAUAUGAAUGCCUGUACUUAUUUGUCAGAGAAUUGAAUACCUCAGCAUACUCAGCAUUCGGUCGCUAGCACUCGAAGGUGGACCCUCUAAUGAUGUCCAGUGCGAAUCACAUAAUUAAAUGUAAUUUAGGCUAGUUAGUUUAUGCGGCAGCACUGCAAGCAAGACAUAGAUAGAUGUAACAACUACGCGUUUCCUGUAUGUAUUUAGUUUAGUUCGAAUAUGCCUCAGUUAUCCUAGGUUUAUGGUUAGCUUCAAUCGGAGAUGAGCACAGAUGACUCUACAAGAGUCGCUACCACUUGCCUUAUGACCAACAUAUGUGUUACUUUAGUAAUUUUCUACCUCAAUUAAUUUAAAUGUAAUUUACUUGGAUAUUUAUUUGUAAGUCCUUGACCGAACCCACAAUUUAUUUCGAGUGUUUUGACUACCCAUAUUAAGAGAUUUGAUUCAGUCAUUUACAUAGCUUAGCAAGAUAUUGGAUGUGAAUAAAGAAACUAUGUGAAUAAAGAAAACAUGGCGAGUAUCUUUAGGUUUUUAUUUACCCCGUUUAGUUUGUACCUUCGGUUUUAGACACUUUUCCCUCCUCUCACUCUUGCCCAGAUUUUGGAGCAGGGGGAGUGCAAUAGAUUGCAUUUUUCUAGGCUUGAAAUGCAUUUAAGGCUAAUGCAAUUCGGUUAAGUCGUUAGUUUAAAAUAUAUUAGUUAAAAGUCGUUACAUAAGCAAUAUAAGUAGACAUCCAUGUGCUUAGAAAGUUAUAUAAAUAUUUAUUGACAUUACAAUAAAGCCGCGUUAUGAAGACAA
This is a messenger RNA of Drosophila gunungcola (fruit fly), 3290 nucleotides long. RefSeq names its product protein abrupt-like. The transcript is spliced from 3 exons. Bases 438 to 1565 code for a protein of 375 amino acids. The record is from RefSeq and is a predicted model, not a curated record. Lineage: Eukaryota; Metazoa; Arthropoda; Insecta; Diptera; Drosophilidae.